GUGCAAGCUUCCACUAACAAGUCCUGGCAGUUCUACACCUAAAGAAACAUAUCGUCGAAAACACCUCAAAUCUCUGAAGAGGAUAAUACUAUGUGCCCGUUACCAUAGCAACGACAGUUAUCACAUCAACAACAAACUACAACAACGGCAGUAACAGCUGGAAACAUAGAGGCUACAAGAAACAACUGUAUACAUCCUCCUCAUACAUAAUAUACUAACGUCAGUCACACCCUAAACCGUCUCCAAAAGAAGUGAUUAAAACAAUUUUUGCUGCUGUCGUCGCAUGUUAGUGUUUUCUCGGACAAUCAUGGCCAAAUAUACUCUGGUGGUUUUAGCAAUCGGUCUGGCGUGUGUCUACCAAGGAAUGGGUGCUCCAACAGGAACUGGGAACAUCGAACGCAGGGACACAGAUAAGCUACAGAAACUUCACGCCCUGCUACAAGAGUUGUAUGAAGAUGAUGGUCCUGAAGCGUCGUCGGCACCGCAGUCUUCUAAACAAGAGGCCACACCCACUGCUGAAGCUGCUGUGUCUGAGGACAUGCAGAGAAGCGGGGAAGACAAGCCAGGCAGCACAGAGGAGGAGGAGGAGCUAGAUGGGUUGAACGAAAAGGUUCAGUCUGAAAAACGUGCCAGUUCCCAGCAGAAGAGAGUAAUGACGUCAGGACAGGAUGAUGAUCCCAUUAAGCGGUGAGGAUUGUGGAGCUCAAGUUGAUGAGAGACGUGCAGGCUGCAAGGCAGAUAGGUGUGAGUGUGGAAGAGAUCAUCGAUGAUCUACAAGGCAAAGCUUACAAAGAGGCCGAGAUCAAGGAAGUGGAGAGAGAAUUGCAGGAAUUGACCAGAUACCGUCAUGAGUGA
Aplysia californica (California sea hare) is the source of this 855-nucleotide messenger RNA. RefSeq lists its product as uncharacterized. NCBI's taxonomy places the organism in Eukaryota, Metazoa, Mollusca, Gastropoda, Aplysiida, Aplysiidae. The record is from RefSeq and is a predicted model, not a curated record.